Cajanus cajan (pigeon pea) is the source of this 1258-nucleotide messenger RNA. Lineage: Eukaryota; Viridiplantae; Streptophyta; Magnoliopsida; Fabales; Fabaceae. The record is from RefSeq and is a predicted model, not a curated record.
CCAUGAAUAUAUAUAGAUAAAUGGAUAUGUAAAAACCAUUAAUUGGUUACUUUAAUAAUUGGUGGAGGGAUAUGAGAUAGGAGUCGAGGGACCAAAUGAGAGACAAGGCAUAUGGUGCUGUCUUAGAGGGCUUUCUUAAGAAUCAACGUAACAUAAUAUUACUGUAGAUAACAAUACCACUCCCACCUUAUGCAUCUAUGAUGAAGAAAGUCUGAUGGGAUAUCGGUGACCCUUAUCUUAUUUAGGGUAGUUAGGUGGGAAACAUCUUUUAUGUAAAUGUCAUGCUGUGUUGUUAAGAAUUUGAUGUAAAUAAAAAUGUGGUUCGUAAUGCCUCAUGAUACGAUCAUGCAUUCAAUGUUGAAAUUAAAAUUAGAACUAUAAAGUCUUAAAGGACAGCUCCACAUGCCAGUGUCUCCCAGUUAGUCUCAUGACUCAUUUCAUGGGCCUUCACUACAUUAUGAAACACAUUUUCGUGUACGUCAAAUUCUAACCAACACAACAUGAAAUUUGCAUAAAUGAAGUUUCCCGCUCCGACCACUUUGAGCAAGUGUCAACAAGAUCCAAUUAGACUUUCUUUUUCAUAGAGUUCAGAAGGUUGGACUUGUACUAUCUACUAUAAAAUGUUGAGUUGAUUCUUAAGAAAUUCCUCUAGGACAACAUCACAUGCCUUGUCUCUCAUUUGGUUCCAUGACUCCUAUCACAUAUCCCUCCUUCACCAAUAAUUCAAGUAAGCAAAUAAUGGUUUAUCACAUAUCCUUUUAUCUAUAUAUAUUCAUUGAUGUUAGCAUUUAGGACCAACACAAAUCAUUCACAUCCUAAAGAAUUCAAAAUUCUAAACCAUAUUUUCAAAUCUCAAUUCUCUUCUUUAACUGUUCCAUUCUCAAAUCAAUACAACAAUGGGUUUUCGUUUACCAGGAAUCAGAAAGGCAUUAUUUGCAGCAAAUCCAGCAUCUUCAAAAGUAGUGGAUGCGUCAAAGGGCUAUCUUGCAGUCUAUGUUGGGGAGAAAAUGAAGCGGUAUGUGAUCCCUGUAACAUACUUGAACCAACCUUCAUUCCAGGACUUGUUGAGUCAAGCUGAGGAAGAGUUUGGAUUCGAUCAUCCCAUGGGUGGCCUCACAAUUCCUUGCAGUGAAGAUGUCUUCCUACGUAUAACUUCUUGCUUGGAUUGAUAAUGUUGGGAUUCAUCCCAAGUCCCACAUCUGUAAAAUGAAGGAACAUUGGCUAGUUUAUAAGGGUGUCCACCAUUCCAUAUAGUAUG